UGAAUAGACGAAGACAAAGGCUACCGGAAACCGGACUCCAUAGUUUUCGUCAAAUGGCUGAUUUGUGUUCACGGGAAAUCGUUUGUUUUCUCCAAACGUUUACGUUCAGUUUUUAAAAGUCUUUUCCGCGAGCUUUUUCAUGGAUAUGUAUUUAUGUUUACUAAACAUGCGUCGCGAUCUGGAAAUAGUCGUUACGAAGACCUGGCGGUGCAAAUACAGCGACCGUUUUAUUUACAUGCGGCCCCCGCCGGCAGAAGACCAGACCAGACUAACAACUUAGCUAAGCUAACGAGCCGCUCUUAGAAAUGGACAUCCACGUCUCGAGCCUCUUCCCGGAGAUCUUAGCGAUGAUUUUCAACUACCUGGACGUUAAAGGCAAAGGCAGAGUCGCGCAAGUAUGCACGGCGUGGAGAGACGCCUCGUACCAUAAAUCCGUCUGGAGAGGAGUAGAAGCCAAACUCCACCUGAGAAGAGCAAACCCAUCGCUGUUCCCCAGCCUCCAAACCAGAGGCAUCAAGAAAGUCCAGAUCCUCAGCCUGAGGCGCAGCCUUAGCUAUGUUAUCCAGGGCAUGCCCAACAUCGAGAGCCUUAACUUGAGCGGAUGCUACAACCUGACGGAUAACGGCCUCGGACAUGCAUUCGUGCAGGAUAUCCCGUCACUGAGGGUACUCAACCUGAGCCUGUGCAAACAGAUCACCGAUUCCAGUUUGGGCAGGAUCGCGCAGUAUCUAAAGAACCUGGAGCUGUUGGAUCUCGGCGGGUGUAGUAAUAUCACCAACACGGGGUUGUUGCUUAUCGCUUGGGGCCUUCAUAAUCUCAAAAGCCUGAAUUUGAGAAGCUGCAGACACGUUUCGGAUGUAGGCAUCGGACACCUGGCCGGCAUGACGCGCAGCGCCGCGGAGGGCUGCUUGAGUUUGGAGCACCUCACGUUGCAGGACUGUCAGAAACUCACUGACUUGUCGCUCAAGCACAUUUCUAAGGGCCUAAACAAGCUGAAAGUCCUAAACCUGAGCUUCUGCGGUGGCAUAUCCGACGCUGGCAUGAUCCACCUGUCGCAUAAGACCCACCUCUGGACUCUUAACUUGCGCUCGUGCGAUAACAUAAGCGAUACAGGAAUCAUGCAUCUCUCCAUGGGCGCUCUGAGGCUUUACGGGCUGGAUGUGUCGUUUUGCGACAAAGUGGGCGACCAGAGCCUGGCUUACAUCGCGCAGGGCUUGUACCAGCUCAAGUCCCUGUCGCUUUGUUCGUGCCACAUCAGCGACGACGGGAUCAACCGGAUGGUCCGGCAGAUGCACGAGCUCAAGACGCUGAACAUCGGCCAGUGCGUGCGGAUCACGGACAAGGGCCUCGAGCUCAUAGCGGAUCACCUGACGCAGCUGACCGGGAUAGACCUGUACGGCUGUACCAAAAUAACGAAAAGAGGACUGGAGAGAAUCACCCAGCUGCCCUGCCUUAAGGUGUUGAACUUGGGACUUUGGCAAAUGACCGAGGUCAAGGGUUUAGGAGACGCGUCUGAGAUCCUGCCCUGCUACACCUCCUAACUACCUCAGCGUCGCCAGCGAUGUCUUGUUUUUCUAGAGACGUGUGUUAUUUAUUGAAGACGCACAGUCGCGCCGUCACGUACUUUGUUACUAAGCCUGUUCGGGAAAGAGGCUUGAUGUAGUUCAAAUUGAAUCAGCAAUAAAACACUGAACAGCCUUCCUAAUGGUAUAGUCUGAGUUCUGACAGUUCCCUUGAAUGCCUUUGUGUUUUUCUGUACUUUGUUUUAGAGCUUCAUAUUGAGGUAAAAUGUCUUUUAUUCUCAUUUCCGCUGACAAAUGCUUUUUGUCACUGCCUUUCAGUAUUUAUCCUGAAAUACCAGCAUUAUAUUGUAAGUUGAAGAUAAAAAAUGUUUACCAUGUGCGUGGACACGGACGGAAAACUUACUUGUUGGUUUUAUGUGAUUCCUCCCUGGUAAAAUGGAACAUAUGCAAUUUAAACUUAGUUUAAAAAAAAAAAAGGCCAGUUUGCUUGUUAAAGACCUACAGGAUAUCUGUUUAUUUUCCUAUGAUAAAUGAUUAAAGCUAAAAUUGUUUUUAA
Messenger RNA from Sinocyclocheilus rhinocerous, 2079 nucleotides. RefSeq names its product F-box and leucine-rich repeat protein 14a (gene fbxl14a). Gene Ontology annotation, biological process: SCF-dependent proteasomal ubiquitin-dependent protein catabolic process. The record is from RefSeq and is a predicted model, not a curated record. The coding region runs from base 306 to 1541 and encodes 411 amino acids. Gene Ontology annotation, molecular function: protein binding. Gene Ontology annotation, cellular component: SCF ubiquitin ligase complex. The transcript is spliced from 2 exons. NCBI's taxonomy places the organism in Eukaryota, Metazoa, Chordata, Actinopteri, Cypriniformes, Cyprinidae.